This is a messenger RNA of Fusarium coffeatum, 756 nucleotides long. RefSeq lists its product as uncharacterized. Lineage: Eukaryota; Fungi; Ascomycota; Sordariomycetes; Hypocreales; Nectriaceae. Gene Ontology annotation, cellular component: MICOS complex; mitochondrial crista junction. The record is from RefSeq and is a predicted model, not a curated record. Gene Ontology annotation, biological process: cristae formation. The coding region runs from base 1 to 756 and encodes 251 amino acids. The transcript is spliced from 3 exons.
AUGGCUUCACGAGUGGUGUUCUCAAGGCGCUCUUUGGCGCCUUUCGCAACCAUGGCCCUCGGUGGCAUGGCACUGACUCCAGCCACUGUUUUCGCCGAAGGACCUAGCGACCUCAAGCGAAAACCCAUUUACGACGACUUCGAGAUCCCAGCUCCAAAGCCCUCACCUGUGACACCACCACCCGCUGUUACGCCGCCCGCUGAGCCGAUCGAACAAGAGGAGGAGCAGAGGCACCACUCGCCCACUCCUACGGACCGUUUAGCUGUUUACGUUGGAAUGGGACGCUUGUCUCUGUACAAGUACGCUGUUGCUGCUGAGAACAAGGUCAACGAGACCAUGGAUUCAGCCUUCAACCUCGAGCAGUCUUUCACCAGCACCAUCGCUUCGCUGGCUCCCUCUCGCGAAAGCGGCGAACAGCUCAUGCCUGGCGCUAUCUACGUUUUGGUUGCUGCCAUGGCGGGUAGCAUCAUCACCCGCAAUCGCAAUAUCAUCCUCCGCGCAUCGCUUCCUCUUGCCCUGGGUAUCGGUGCCGGCUGGACUGUUAUCCCCGUUACCAUGCGCAACAUCUCUGAUCUUACUUGGAAGUAUGAGCAGAGAUUCCCUGUUGUUGCUCAGUCUCACAUCCGACUUCGGGAGAGCAUCCUCAACAGCGCCAGCUUUGCUAAGGCGCAUUCACAAGUUGGCGUGAAAUACGUCGAUGAGAAGGUGACAGACGCGAGGGAAGCCGUCGAGGGCUGGGUUCAGAAGGGCAAAUAA